AUGGAGGAAAGUCCUGGACUGGGCCAUGGCUGUAAGACACAGGCAUUAUUCUCACCAGUGGAAAUUAAAGAGGAAAACCAUUCUGAUUUUGGAGAAUAUGAAGACGCUGACUCAUCACCUACAAAUGCUGGAAAGAUCAGAAAAGGGAAGAGUUUCAAGAGCAGGUCUGAUCUCAACCCACAUCAGAGAACACCUACUGGAGUAAAGCCAUAUCAUUGUUCAGAUUGUGGAAAGAGUUUUACUCGGGCACAUCAUUUGAAGACACAUCUGAUGAUCCAUACUGGAGAAAAGCCAUAUCAGUGUUCAGAUUGUGGAAAGAGUUUUACUAAGGCAAGUAAUCUCAAGAUACAUCAGAUGAUCCAUACUGGAGAAAAGCCAUAUCAUUGUUCAGAUUGUGGAAAGACUUUUGCUCAGACAGGUGAUCUCAAGAAACAUCAGAUGAUCCAUACUGGAGUAAAGCCAUAUCAGUGUUCAGAUUGUGGAAAGACUUUUACUCGGGCAAAUAGUCUGAAGACACAUCAGAUGAUCCAUACUGGGGAGAAGCCAUAUCAUUGUUCAGAUUGUGGAAAGAGUUUUGCUCAGACAGGUAAUCUCAAGAUACAUCAAAAAACACAUUCUGGAGUGAAGCCAUAUCAGUGUUCAGAUUGUGGAAAGAGUUUUAAUCAGGCAUGUUAUCUGAAGACACACCAGAGGAUCCAUACUGGUGAGAUGCCAUAUCAUUGUUCAGAUUGUGGAAAGACUUUUCCUCAGGCACGUACUCUGAAGAUACAUCAGAUGAUCCAUACUGGAGAAAAGCCAUAUCAGUGUGCUACAUGUGGAAAGGGUUUCAAAACCAGUGGAGAGCUUACUGUCCAUCAGAGAACACAUUCUAAAGUAAAGCCAUAUGAGUGCUCAGAUUGUGGAAAGACUUUUUCUAAUGUGAGUAAUCUGAAGACACACCAGAGGAUUCAUACUGGACAAAAGCCAUAUCAGUGUUCAGAUUGUGGAAAGACUUUUACUCAGGCAGGUCAUCUCAAAACACAUCAGAUGAUCCAUACUGGACAAAAGCCAUAUCAGUUAAAGCCAUAUCAGUGUUCAGAUUGUGGAAAGACUUUUGCUCAGGCAGGUCAUUUUAAGACACAUCUGAUGAUCCAUACUGGGGAAAAGCCAUAUCAGUGUGCUACAUGUGGGAAGGGUUUCAAAACCAAUAAUGAGCUUAAUGUUCAUAAAAGAAUACACUCUGUAGUUAAACCAUAG
Sardina pilchardus (European sardine) is the source of this 1236-nucleotide messenger RNA. RefSeq names its product zinc finger protein OZF-like. NCBI's taxonomy places the organism in Eukaryota, Metazoa, Chordata, Actinopteri, Clupeiformes, Clupeidae. The transcript has 3 exons. The coding region runs from base 1 to 1236 and encodes 411 amino acids. The record is from RefSeq and is a predicted model, not a curated record.